Physcomitrium patens is the source of this 9056-nucleotide messenger RNA. Its product is annotated as histone-lysine N-methyltransferase ATXR3. Lineage: Eukaryota; Viridiplantae; Streptophyta; Bryopsida; Funariales; Funariaceae. Gene Ontology annotation, molecular function: nucleic acid binding; zinc ion binding; protein binding. The record is from RefSeq and is a predicted model, not a curated record.
GAUGGGCACACACUUCGGCGAUCUUCUUCUGCUACUUUUUCUUUGUCUUCUCCGUUUCGCUUCCUCGCCGACCUCCUCCGUCACUCGCUGUAGUCCAUUCCACGUCACACACACACCCCCCCUGUCUGUCUGUCUGUUUGCGGAUCCCCAUCCCCAUCCCCCCUCCCUCCCUUUUCAGUUGCCCAACUCCUUGUCGCUCUCUCGUGUUCGAUUUCGUUCUUCUGAGGAGGAGCGGAAAAGAGCCAGGGAGCCCAUGGUACCGUCUCUCCUUUGUCUUAAUACACCCGUUGGUGCUUUUCACCUCGGUUGGGGCCCUCACAUCAUGUGGUGUUAUGAUCUUUGGUUCAGGUCGCAUUAGCUGCCUAGAUUUGCGCUGGGUCGGAACUGCGGUUGAUGAUGCUACUUCUUGCUCUCUGCUUGUCAGAAGGGGCUGCGAAGUAAUUGCAGCGCGCUCGGGUUCGAGUUCACUUCUUAGGGUUUUCUCUGGAAGCGUGGAAUUAGUGCAGGGCCGCCUCAUUGAAUUUUAUCAAUCACACGUCUGUUCCACGGAAGUGCAUGGAGGCAGGGGUAAUGUUGGAUGACCUGUCUUUAAUGUGGGAGAGUCUGACCUUCCGGCAUGCGUGGAGGUGAUUGGCAGCUCCACAGUGGUGCAGCCGCUUACCAUUUCAACUGCAUGGAUAGAAGUCGAGGCUUUGGUGGCCACCAGUUUGAUGGACCAGCUCAGGUGUUUUCGCGGCCUGAUUUUGUCCGCAAUUGCUUCAAUUGUGGGCAGCCGGGACAUUUAGCUAGGGAGUGCCAAGGGAGAGGUUUUAGAGGUGUUGGGUUGCACGUCGAUUACUUUGGAAGGGAUGUCCAACAGCGGGCUUGGCCGUAUGCUGGAAUCAGGCCUGUAGCUUUGCACCCCAGGGAAGCUGCAUUCUUGUUGAGCAGAGACGAUGGGCCACAGGGAUGGCAGCAACAGAUUACAGUUGACUUUUCGGAUUCUCGCACACUCGGAUAUGUCGGUCGGGAUUCUGGUAAUCAGAAUAUUCCCUUUCUGCCCAAUAGGAUGGGCGACAGACCCAGAGAUAGACGUACAGGGUGGGUGGAUUUCGUUGCUCCUUCAAAUCCACCUCUGUAUUCACGGGGUUCCGAUGAGAGUCACAGAAAGUUCACGUCUAGGCGCACUACUGCGAAAGCACGGAUUAGUCCUCUUAGACGAAUUGCUGCAGCAAGAAAGGAUUCGGAGGAGAAUGAUCUGUGCUUUCGGACUCUUGAUAAUGCCAACUCUCGUGCUUGCGAAGAGAUCAAAAGAGGCUUCUCAACGGAAGCAGAAGCCACCAAUUCUCAUGGAGGAAAAGUUGAAUUCUCUGGCAUCAAACCUCAGAUGGAAAGAGAUAAUGGCUCUGAAUUUGCUUCAGAACAUCCAGAAUUACAGGUUGUUGUUUCAGCAUGCAGUGACCUUGAUGUGAUGAGAGCUUCGUACGACAACGAAGCCGAACCUAGAAGUCAAGGAAGGGAUUCUUUAACCCACGGAUCCAAUGCAGGACAGUCGUCAUUUUCGAACACAGAGAAGAUUGAUUCUGAUUUAGAGAAUGGAGAAUUUGUAUCUGUGGGUGAUGAUGAUGAUCCAGUCUUCCAGCAAUCUUUUGCGGAGCUUAGUAGUCGUGGAAGUCAUGAAAAAAAUGCUGCAAUAAAGGUUAUGCACUAUUCUGACCUGGAAAGUGUCAUGGUGAAAUCUGGAGUUGAUAAUGACCGAGAUGUACGGUCAUGCCCAGGCAAUCCUCCCAGUUUGAGGAUCGAUACUGCUAUGAAAGAAUUAGAGGCAAUUGAUUCCUUGAAAAGGAGAUCUAACGGAAAUGGUAGAGACGGUGCUGAGUUCUUACCAGCUCGAAAGAGUAUGCAUCAGUCUAGACAUGGAGGAGUAUGCCACGGUGUCUCGCAGAGUAACAGUAGCCCUGCAGGUAUUGUGGAUAGUAUCAAGGUCAGAAAUCUGGAUGGUGAGGUAGAUUAUUGCAAUGAUUUUAGUGUGGAUCCUUCUGCCUCGAGUGAUAUUUUCAAGAGGCGCAGUGACUGUAACGUAUCGGAAGUGGAAUUCAAGUCUAGCGACACAAAUCUGAACGUCCAUUGCAAUGAUUUCGGCUCAACUUUGUCUGCCUGCAUGGAUAGGGAGUUGCAGCGUCCCUCUAAUGGAGAUGAUUCUUCUGGGUCCGGUCGUGACCUGAAUAUGAGCUCCGGGUGGACUGGACAUCACUCAAAUUACUGGAAUAAUUCGCACAAUUCAAAUGAAUGCGUAGACACUGGAAAGUAUGAUUCAGGUGGAUUCGCAGGAUUGCCACGUAAUGCCAACACCAGUUUGUUUCCAAGACGUUCAGUGUUGCCUGAAUUAACAGAACGGCAAUUCCCUUCUGUGCAAACGAUGGAGAACGGUGAUAUGAAGGAGUAUUCACCAGCAGAACAAAAGGUGUGUGUGCACAUGAAACUCGUACCAAGAGCACGGUCUCAGCAACAGUGUACGGCAUGUCAAGCUGAGGUUGGCAUAACGUUGAUAAAUGAAAGUGAAAGAUUUAACUCAAAUAAUGCCGGCAAGGUAGAUGUAUGCAUGAAAGGGGAUUUGACUCCUACUGGUGAUAAAGGCACUUUGAAAGCAGUGACAGGAAUAAAUUUAGAAACAGGCGUAUGUGUGGAACAGUAUAACAUCGAUGCAAGAGUGGAGAAGCUGAUGCUGAAUUUUCCUCUAGUUCAAGGAAGAGAACAAGAAAGCGUUGCAGAUGCUCUGAUGGCUGCAUCACAGCGAAUUACUGAGGAUGACUACGAGUGCGGGAGUGAAGGACUUUCGACUGUUCCAGUUUUAAUCUCGGGGACUCGAAACGUGGCUAUUCGAACCAAUAUACCUGCAGAGAGUCUGGCUGCUAAAAUUACUGUGCAUCCUAAUACCAAGUCCCCUGGGAAAGCCAAGCUGCCCUUACAUGCAAGCAACACGAUUUGCUGGAAGUUUCCGACAGCAGGGGGGGAUUGGAGACUUACUCAGAUAGAGAAGGCUGCAAUUGUAGGAUUCUCAGGAGGCAAAGGUGUAAGUCUUAGAAAGGAGGUCAUAAAUAUGGGUGUUAGCAUUUGCGAACUUGGUAACUGUGAAGUAUUGGAUCCUCGGAGUCUGACACAUAGAGUCAUGGUUUCGCAGCACAGAAAAUUGGAGGUUCCUGCUUGGGCCUGUGCUGCUGCUUUCAAGGUAGAGAAUUCCGUUGAUAGUCAGUCCUUGCAUUAUCCUCGCCUGACUGAAGCAACAACCAUUAAGAAUGGGUUUCUACCUCAUGUAGAUAGCCCCUGCGAAGGCAUUUCUACCAAAGUCAUCUCAGCUACUCUUAAAUCCUCAAAAAAUUCAAGUGCUGGAGUAAAAAUAAAAAAUGAGUCGUCCGCAACUCGUGGAAAAGAGCUUGGUCAUGGUACAAAUGCUUCGCGUAAGUCUGGGCAUACCCGUGUUUCACGAAGGAAAUACGAAACGACAAAUCAUAAUACUGCCAGUGUCACAGCUCAAGUUGUCCUUGCGGGAUCUACAGCCUCACUCAACGGAGCAUCUGAUUUCAACCCCCAAAAUAAUGGUUAUAAUCCUGUGGGAUUAACAUAUUCUUUUGCACAGCCGGAUCAACAGCCGGAUCAACAGCCUGCUGGUGAUCUUCAGGAUAUAUGCUCGUUCAGUGGCAAAGGUCCUGCUGUUUUAUCUAAAUGCAGCAAGAAUCUUGUUUCUGUAGCCUUUAGAAGGCACGAGUUGCAGCUGGAAAGUGGAGUAUGGCAUUACUUGGAUGCGGCAGGCCAUGAGAGGGGCCCAUUUACCUUGUCUGCUUUAAAGGGUAUUGUUGCAGAGGGAGGGCUGCCUGCCGGAGCAAGUGUUUUAAGAAAAAGAGAUAAUCUAUGGGUUCCGGUCUCUCAUCUUGUGCAAUAUUAUGAUGCACAUUCUCCAGCUUUUUUGUCAAAACUACAGCCUGAUUAUCUUGAGAGGAGCGCAAAUCUGGUGAGGUCUGCCGCUUCCACUGUAGCGUCCACCGUUCAGGACCCUGCACAUCCUGCUAAUCUUGCUCUGAAGGGGUUAGAUGUUCAUAGUGUUAGUUCCUCGACGUUUCAUAAUGAGCUUCCACAGUUUCUUGGGUACACAAAUGGGAAAUUACAUGAAUAUGUCAUGAAAUCUUUCAGAGGCAGUUUCGCAGGUUUCUUUAAUGAUGCCUUAGAUGUAUGGUCCAGUUCAAAACGUUCUGUUGCACUGUCGGACGUCCCCUCGCUUGGUAUAGCUUCGGAAGAAGAACCUUUGUGCUCAGAAACGAUCUCGUCGAAUGUGGAUGGCAGCCUAUUUGUGGAACAGAACUCCUGGAGUGAAGGUGGACGUUCUGUCGAAGAUUUACUACUCUACAGGAGAAGUUUACUCCAUACCUCUGUGGUUGAGUUGGAUGGAAGCAACAGCAGCACAGCGUCACAAGUGGGUGUUCAUGUAACAAUAGCAACAUCUACAGGAAAGAAUGCACGGGAAGUUUCUUCCGAUCAAGAAACAUCUGAAACGGGUGCAGUGCAUGAAAAUCUUUCAAACUUGGAUGCAGGAGGAAGCUCAUCACAAAUUGGAUGGGCAUGGUUACCGACUAGAAUACUGACAAAAGUUUUGCGGUUGCUGCGAGGCGAUCCCAAGUCUCUCGUUGCAGCUAUGGGCACUUGUCAGUCAUGGAAGGAUUGUGCGCAAGACAUCAAAGUGUCAACCAAGCAUGUUGACCUGUCCGGUCUAGGAUUGCGUUGUACUGAUGCAGUUCUUGGUGGAUUGUUGGGUUUUGGUGGUGGACAAUUAAAGCAUAUAACAUUGGACCAUUGCUUGAAUGUGAGCUCUAAAGGACUUGAGCGUUUGCUGAAGUCUUAUCCUUCAAUUCGUGAGGUUGGAAUUUGCGGUUGUGCGCGUCUGAUUGAGUUGGUUGAACUUUAUCCCCAAGUAAGAUGGGUUGGAAAUCCAUUUGCAGUUGCUCAUGGUAUCGAUACUCAACGGCACGGUUUGAGGUAUAAUAAGUUGAGUUCAAAGAGCAGUGGUGGUAAGCGUGAAUAUGGAGAUGAUGUCAACAGUGGCGGUUCCCUAGAUGAAACUAGGUAUCGCGAUAAAAGUACAGAGAAAAGCGAAAGUCCUGGAACAAUUCGCAGGGUCGUGAACUCUCUUGAUCCGCUGGGUAAGGAUGUACAUGCAUCGCAAAUGGGAUAUCCUUGUAGAGAUUUCAAGCGACUUAAAGAAAAUUCUAUGAGUGGAACACGCAAUGGCUUUUGUACUAGUGCAGGCAAACACGGUAUAAGCAAGCGGAAGCUGAACAGCAAAUCAACUAUCAAAUCGCAAUCCAGUGUUCGCGGUUCUUUGAAGGGCACCCCAGUUUCUAGUGAAAAAGCCGACAACGUUGCGAAGGAAGUGUCAUGGAAUGUCAAGGAUGCGGAGAAAAAUCCUGAGAAGGCAAUGGCUAGGGCUCUUAGAGUUGUCAUGGAAGCUGACUCAGAACACCUUUUUCAUCGCAUGGCAAACGAGCAAGUGUCGGAAGGGAGAGGAGCCCCUACCAAGUCAGGGCAAGUGGACUUUUGUACUGUACAGAAAAAGCUGAAGUUGGGUCAUUAUGGGGGAAGAGAUGGAGUAAAAUUAUUUAAGGAAGAUCUUCUCCAACCUCUUCGUAAUGCCUUCAGAUUGGAACACGACUCUGUGAUUUACAAGACAGCAGGAAGACUGUUCAAGGUUGCCCACCAAGUGGGACAGCAUCUGUUUAACUUACUCUCAAAACCUCAAAUCAGAGAACUUGCUGACGGUCAAAGUAAGGCUCUUAGUAGUUGUGUAACUUCGGCUCGAACUCUUUUAAAAUCUAAAGAGUCGAAGGAUCUUGCCACUGAGAAACAGCGUGGUCCUAAGCGAUCUUGGGAUUCAGAAACAGGGGCCCGCUCUGUCAAGAGAAAGGUACUUAACUAUAUGAAUAGCAGAUCCGAUGGAGACGUGCUCAGUAGGGACUCUGAUUUACAAGGUUCAAUCGACAGAGAUGAAAGAGAAUCACGCAGAGAUCGAAUGAGAAGAAGUCAGUGGGCUGAAUCAGAAGCUGGAAGUUCUGACGAAGAGGACAUGGAUGAAGCUUUAUAUGAUGAGGACACGGAGACAUCAGGAUCGGAUGUUGCCAGCAAAUCCGGAAUAGCAGAUGAGCUCGUAUACGACUACAGAGAUGCCUCAGAUAGUGAUAAUAUAUAUUCCGGUUUUGGUGAAGGAAGCAGUCGAGAUUGGUGGGGGGCUAGAAUGACCAAAGCAGCGAUGGUGCCUCCUUUAACACGGAAGUAUGAAGUGAUUGAGGAGUAUCGGAUUGUUGACGAUUUUGAGAGGGUGGCUUCUAAGAUGAAGGUGAUACUGCCAGAUGACUAUGAAGAGAAGUUAUGGGCGGCUAAAAAGGUUGGAGAUCGGUAUGCCCACUUAGAUGUUCCGGAACUGAAAGAGUGUAGGCCUCGAAAGCGGUUGGGUAAAGAAGUUUUGGAACAAGAGGUUUAUGGGAUCGAUCCUUACACGUACAAUUUGUUGCUCAAUACCAUGCCAGCUGACACAGAAUUAUUCACUGAAAAACAAAAACAGCUUUUCAUCGAAGAGAAGUUGUUACGGGCUUUAAAUCGAGAAGUGAGUUCUUUUACAGGGAGUGGGAAAGCUCCAAUGGAGUAUUCUCUCGAAAAAGUCAUCGCACACAUUUGUGGUGAUGCGCAUGCAGAUCAGCCUCUGCAAGUAUUUUGCAGAAGUUUGUUGAAGAACAUGCAACGCCAUCUCAAUGACAAGUAUGUAGCUUACAGAAAGGGCCUUGGUGUUGUGUGUAAUAAACCAGAAGGGUUUGACGACGGCGACUUUGUGGUAGAGUUCUUUGGAGAGGUGUAUCCACCUUGGAGAUGGUAUGAGAAGCAAGAUGGAAUCAGAGCUUUACAAAAGAAAGAGAAGGAGCCAGCACCAGAAUUUUAUAAUAUAGUGUUUGAGCGACCUAAGGGUGAUUCAUGGGGUUAUGACGUAUUGGUGGUUGAUGCAAUGCAUAAAGCCAAUUUCGCAAGUCGACUAUGUCACUCGUGUCGACCCAAUUGUGAGGCUAAGGUCACAGCUGUAAAUGGCAAGUAUAUGAUAGGUGUUUAUACACUCCGCAAGAUUGAGUUUGGAGAGGAGCUUACCUUCGAUUAUUGUUGUGUCACUGAGAGCAAGGAGGAGCAUGAUUCUUCUGUCUGCCUCUGUGGAAGUCAAGGUUGCAAGGGCAGCUACUUAUGCUAUACAGGACCUGGAGCCUAUGAUGAGGUCCUGAAGGAGUGCCAUGGCAUCCUCGACCGUCACAAUCUUUUGCUGCAAGCCUGCACAAGUGGGGCAGUGACUUUCAGAGAGCAAGAAGAUCUAAAGCAGGCUGGUCUGGGACCAUGUUUGCUGGAUGGACUACCACAAUGGGUCAUCAAAUAUGCUGCUGGAAUUGUUUCGUAUCUAAAUUUUGAACGGCAACGACUUCCCGAUGAACUCAUGAAAGCUGAGAUGCUGAAACAUACUGGAAUCGACCUCGAUAGACAGGACGUAGAAGUUCAGACUGAGGGAGUUUAUAACCAGCGCCUUCAGAAUCUUGCCAUCACCUUGGAUAAGGUUCGUCAUGUCUUGACUAAGCUGUAUGGUGAGGAGGCCAGCAAAGCAUCUCCGCCUUUACGAAUGCUUGAACCCCAUGAGUUGGUGGAUUACAUAUGGACGGGGAAGGAUUCAGUCGUUGGAGAACUUCUUCAAUGCAUGGCUGUCCACUCUCCGGAAGGUUUGGCAGAUUUGACUAGACAAAUUCAAGAUCACAACCCACCUCCAGGAGGCGACAUAGAGGAAAAUCUUCGGAGAUCCUUACUCUGGUUGAGGGACACGCUUCGCAAAGUUCCAGCAACUUGUAUGGGUCGUCAUGAUGCAGCUGCUGACUUGAUACAUCUCUACGCAUAUACUAAACACUUCUUCACGAACAACGACUAUGGGUUGGUCGAUUCCCCACCUAUAUUAAUAUAUGCAUGUGAUUUGGGUCCUAAACAUUCGGGAGCUGGACCGUACAUGUGGCGCAAAAGUUACAGCAAGAACUAUGUAUGGGGCCAGUUGAUUUCAUGGUUUCGACAAACUUCAGUGGAUCCUGGAGCGAGCUUGGUUCAGGACCGCCGGGGGUGCCUCAUGCUUCCAGAUAUUUCGUCCUGCUACGCAAGAACCAUCCAACACGACUUUCGUUGUGGAUACAGUGACAAAGACCGCAAAAAGAUGAUUAUGCACAUGGAGACCUAUCCGCAGAAGAAGUGGACCCGGAAACUUACUCCAGAAUUAUGGAACUUCAAGAGUGACAGAGGGUUGUUUGGCAGUCCGAUGUUGGAUGCGGCUGUUGCUAAAACCAAGCUAAAUAAAGAGUGCAUGCAGUGGCUGAAGACUCGAGAUACUGUUUUUCAUGGUCCUUGGGAUGAGGAUUAGUAUUGUGCAUACCUUGUCUCUGCGGUUAUAGCAGAGUUGGAGAAUUUCUCGUUUGAGUGACAUCUUCCGACAACAGGCCAUGAUUCAGUUGGGCUCUGGUCUAGUCACAAGUUGUUUGGUGACUCGUCAGGAAAGCAUUGCAGUCUACUGAUCCAAUUCGUUACAUCUUGUACAGCUGAUUUUUCCAAUAGUGGCUAGUUAUCGGAAUUAUUGCUGUUAAUCAGCCUUGUAUGAUUUAAGGUCCCAAAUUGGUUUUCUGUACCAUUUUAGUGAGUAGCGAAUUGCCCCAAUGGGUUCAAUUUCAGUUUUUGGUCUCUUAAGGAACUUACGUCAGGAUGCGGGAUGGUAACAUGCUGUUGAUUCUCAUACCUUUUGAAUGAACAUAUUUAUUUGGGCACCUGCAUCGGUAGACUUUUGGGCAAGAUAGUAUAGACCAAGGUGGUGGAACUGGGAGCUGUAGAGCGAGUGGGACAUUCUAGAUUAAAAUAGUGGCUGGGGAUCGUGCCACAUACUUGGCAUGUUAUAAUCCUCCUUUGAACAAGUGAUCUUGUUGGUUUCUUGUAGAUUUGGGUAAAACAUUCAGUGAAUUCACUAUUUUAAGUAUCAA